GCCAGGCGUGAUGUUGCACGUGGAGAUGUUGACGCUGAUGUUUCUUGUGCUCUGGACGUGUGUGUUCAGCCAGGACCCUGGCUCCAAGGCCGUCGCCGACCGCUACGCCGUCUACUGGAACAGCAGCAACCCCAGAUUUCAGAGGGGUGACUACCACAUUGACGUCUGUAUCAAUGACUACCUGGAUGUGUUCUGCCCUCACUAUGAGGACUCAGUCCCAGAAGAUAAGACUGAGCGUUAUGUCCUCUACAUGGUGAACUUUGAUGGCUACAGUGCCUGCGACCAUACUUCCAAAGGGUUCAAGAGAUGGGAAUGUAACCGGCCUCACUCUCCAAAUGGACCACUGAAGUUCUCUGAAAAAUUCCAGCUCUUCACACCCUUUUCCCUAGGAUUUGAAUUCAGACCAGGCCGGGAAUAUUUCUACAUCUCCUCUGCAAUCCCAGAUAAUGGAAGACGGUCCUGUCUAAAGCUCAAAGUCUUUGUGCGACCAACAAAUAGCUGUAUGAAAACUAUAGGUGUUCAUGAUCGUGUUUUCGAUGUUAACGACAAAGUAGAAAAUUCAUUAGAACCAGCAGAUGAUACCGUACACGAGUCAGCCGAGCCAUCCCGCGGCGAGAACGCGGCACAAACACCAAGGAUACCCAGCCGCCUUUUGGCAAUCCUACUGUUCCUCCUGGCGAUGCUUUUGACAUUAUAGCACAGUCUCCUCCCAUCACCUGUCACAGAAAACAUCAGGGUCUUGGAACACCAGAGAUCCACCCAACUGCUCAUCCUAAGAAGGGAUUUGUUAUUGGUUUUUUGGCAGAUGUCAGAUUUUUAUUUUCUUUCCUUCAGCCUGAAUUCUAAGCAACAACUUGGGGCCGGGGGAGCUAACAUAGUUGCUGCCUCCCUCACCUCACCCCCACCCCUGCCCUUGCCUUCUCUCACCCCUUGCAAAUUAGAUGGACUCCAGAUGAAAAUGCCCAGUGGUUAUAGUGACACCCGUGGUCGUCUGCUCCUGUGCAUUCUCCUCCAAGAGCUCACCUCCUGUAGCGUACUGUCAGCGGUAUGUGGACGAGGAAGGAUAGUGGCAGAUGCAGCCGGUGAUGGCGAGGCCCAGGAGGGUUUUCCUCUCCCACGCAAUACUUAUGCCUUCUCGUUCAGGACUGUAAGAUGAUCGUGCAGGGCAUCAUGUCACCAUGUCAAGUCCAGAGGGGAGGGAUUAAGACUAGAUAUAAUAUUACAUCAUUUCCUCUAGGAGUAUAUAAAUGAACAGGCUUCUAAAAGGUUGAGACACUGGUUUUCUGUUUUUUUGUUUUUGUUUUUUUAAAAAGGUGACUGUCUUAAAGCAUUCUUGACAGCAAAACUUGUGCUCCGUAAAAGAAGCCUUUUGUCUAGGAGGCGGGUCGAGUGCCGGAAUGUUAGCACAGAGCAAGUGUGAAAACACGCUGCGUUGGGUGGGGGAUAUAUAUGUGUGAGUGCCUCUAAUUUUUUUUGGUGACUGACUGGGCAGCGCACACCAGAUUUUUUUUCCUUUGAAUACAGAUCACCAUGGUGCUACAACUUUUUUUUUUUUUUUUUUUUUUUAAAGAAACUGAAAGAGGCAUUUUUACAAAUAAAGUGACCUUCCCCGAGGCUGACAAGCCAGGGUUGAUGAGUGUAUAUGGAAUAGCUUUGGAUACUCCUCUGGGGGAACGAUGUGUACCAAGGAAAGGGUGUCAGUGGCCAGAGGAGAUGUAAUUUGGCUUUGCUGGAGCGCCAGUGUGCUGUGGCCUUUCCCUGACUCCCACCCUCAUACCCACACUUUGCUCCACACUCCACGACUACAGGGGCUCAGACACAAACCCCUGUCCCUGGAAGAGUCAAUACUACUUGGGAGGGCUAAAGGGAAAUUUGGAAUAAAAAUUCCAAAGUCUGGAACGAAAAAAUUCAAGAGUUGAUUUUAUAUUCUUUCCCUUUCUGACACAGCCUGAAGCGUAGGGGGAACAUAUGUUUAUCUGUGGGAGAUAAACAAGAUGGAGUCCCAAAGACUUUAACAAACUAUUUUUUUAAAAAUCCACUAGAAUAGAAUAUACAUUAUUUAGAUAUACUUUAUGCUGAGAGUGAGUAUAUAUGCUUGUCCUAUUUAAACCUGUGAGAAAAAGUGGUAUCCCUUGAUACAUUUAGAAAUAUGGGGGGGCUGCCUUGUUUCAUUGUAGGGGUGGGCAAGAGGACAGUAAAUCAGCACGGCCAACAGGGAUGUUCCCAGUCCAUUACCAGGAAAUGCAAGCCUUGGGGGUUGCUACUGGUGAGGCUGUCACGAACUUUGAACUCCAAAGCCUAGACAGGGAAAAGUGUCAGACCAAUGGAAAAGAAAAGAAAUCAAGCAAGCCUUUUUUGGCUGUUGCAGGACAUGUCAAUAGAAACCAUGCCUUUCAAAACAAAACAAAAAAUAAAUGCAAUGAUCGUGUAAGAUGUGAAAAACUGGAAGCGUUCCAGCACAAUAAGGACUUUUUUAAAACUGGGUUUUUUUUUUAAUGUACAUGUUUAAAAAGAGGGGUCAUAUUAUGGAUAGACUUCAUGAAGGGGAAUUUGCUAAGAACUGUGAGUAGUUCUGAAUUAGAGAGAUAUGUGAAUGAAAGGCAGCUGUAAAGGCGCUGCACGCUGGAGAGUUGUACACAUGUUGAAAUGUAAUCUGGGCUUACCCGAUCCGUUUGGAGUGGAUGUUAAUGCUGGGUCUGUUCGCACUUGGAACCAUGUGAGAGGUUGCCAGCCUCUCGGAUUAAAUCCCAUUCCCCCAGACAUCAGGAACUUCUCUGGAGUGGCAGAGUCUUAUCACAGAAGGCAGCCACCAUUUCACUGAAACAAAAGUUCACAGCAUUGGAUUAUUUUUUGCAUUAACUAUUUAUAUACUCAGAACUCUCAGUAAUACCCAGUAAUACUUCUUUUUUAUUAAUAGUUAGUUACAGGCUUGUUGGUCCAGUGGGAUUUGGGUAGGGGGAAAAAGAUGCCUUCUAAAAUGGAUCAAUAGAACCAAAAUAAUAUUGCAUGUUCUAUGACCACAAGGAAAUCAAAUGAUCCUGUAAUGAUUCCAGUUAGUCAUAACUACAUUAUCAGUGCUAAUUUCAUUUUAGAAAUGGUGACUUCUGUGGUUUUUCUAGCAUUUGUCUCUAACAAAUGAUAAAAUAAUUAAUGACUCAUGGCUCUCUCUGCCAUUGUCUUUCAUUUUUCACAGUGAAAUUAGACCCCUUCACCACUGUGCCACUACAAAUUAAAUGUAAAAAAAAAAAAAAAAAAAGCAAGACUAUCCACACCAGUAGACAAUGUGCUUCUCUACCUAAAAGUGACGUAAUUGUAGGUAACGCUUGCCACGGAGUUUUCAAGAAGACGAUUGGUAUCGUGCAGUUUUCAUCUUGUCCAAAAAGUGCUGGUGGCCUUUUGUGAUGGUGUUAACAACCCUCAGGGGGCUUAGGAGGAUGUCGACGCAACUUUGUAGCAGCUUUUAAUUUCAAAAACAAUUCAAAAGUAUGAAGGGCAGCCUUUGCUGCCUCUCAGCCCCAGUCAGUCAAACCCCAGCGACCUUUGCCCCUGGUUGCCAAGGGCUUUGCAACGUGAAGCAGGGAAAUAAGGAUCUGUCUGUUUAGUGGAUACCGUGUAUCCUUUAAUAGACCAGGUAAUAGUUUGUGUUAGUUUAGACUAUUGUUUUGUACUGUACUUUCUUGGGUGGCAGAGGAAAGAAAAGUAAAACGUUAAAAAAAACUGCAUUCUUUAAAUUCUGUAUUAUUAGCAACCUCUGUUGUAUAUAGUGUUUGAUAAUAAAGUAUUAAUUUGAUUCUUAUGCCUUUUGUAAGUGAGAACAAUAGUCUUUCAGGAUACAAAACAUGCAUUGAGGCUUUGAAACAUCCAAUGUAGACGUGGCUAAGAAGAGUCACAAAUGGCCGAGACACUGCUCCAUACAGGACUCACGUGUGGUCACCGCCCUCCCAAUCUUAAGACUCCACCAUCUUGGGACCUGGAACAACAUGACUUUUUUGAUCAACAUUUUGUCCUCAAUGUUUUCAAGGUCUGAUGUUGGAGCCCUGUGGUGUCCCCCCCACCCCCGCCCCCGGCAUGUUGGUUUGAAAAGGUUUAGGGAAUUUAGUAACGGUUCUGUACCUUGGUUUGGUCUUCCGUUUGUGGUGGUUUUCAUUCUUCCCCAGGAAGAGUCUUGUCAGUAUCAUGUGCAGCCCAAGCAUGGGAAAGGUUUCAAACCAGUUCAUUUAGGAAGGUUAAAUGGGGGUUCUUUCUCUCUGAGUCAUUGUGAAAGGAAGAGUCACACAGUACCUGUGGACUUUCAGGGACUUUGUCUCUGGUGCCUUAGCAACGGCAGCAGCCAUUUUUAUUAGUUUCCCCAAAAUUUAAAACAAAAAACAGUUUAAACCCCUUCCCUCCAUUCACUGCUCUCAGAGCUGUGAUCACUAGUUUUUCUUUUGGAAACCACCUCCACCAACAAACACUCCCGUUUGCCUACACUCCCCCCGCCACCUUUUAUUUCUUAUGUUUACUUUUUCUGUCUCUCGACUUCCUCCCACUUUUGGUUUUCCCUCAGAACCGUGAAUGGGCAGGUCUGUCUCUGGUUUGGCAUCACUGAGUUUUUCCCAUGCAUUUGCCCCAGAGCUGCUCGGAUGUGAGACAAAUCUCCCUACAAUGGGCUUGCUCCCAUUGUCUGUACAGUUUAAUAGAUGCUGGCAUGUUGGAGGUUACCCAUGAGUCCAAAUCCGCUUUCCAUGCUUACUCUUGACACCCCAUUGAAGCCACUCAUUGUGUGUGCGUCUGGGUGUGAAGUCCAGCUCCGUGUGGUCCUGUGCUUGUACUGCCCGCUUUGCAGUUCCUUUGCACUUACUCAUCGAGUGCUGUUUUGAAAUGCUGACAUUAUAUAACCGUAAAAGAAAAUGUAAAAAAAAAAAAAAAAACACACACACAAACAAA
Molecule: messenger RNA, 4926 nt
Organism: Orcinus orca (killer whale)
Lineage: Eukaryota; Metazoa; Chordata; Mammalia; Artiodactyla; Delphinidae
Gene: EFNA5
Product: ephrin A5
Exons: 5
Coding region: 11-697 (228 amino acids)
Biological process (GO): ephrin receptor signaling pathway; axon guidance; regulation of actin cytoskeleton organization
Cellular component (GO): external side of plasma membrane; plasma membrane
Molecular function (GO): ephrin receptor binding
Source: RefSeq, a predicted model, not a curated record